Messenger RNA from Rosa rugosa (rugosa rose), 1277 nucleotides. Its product is annotated as protein ARV 2-like. The transcript has 9 exons. The record is from RefSeq and is a predicted model, not a curated record. Lineage: Eukaryota; Viridiplantae; Streptophyta; Magnoliopsida; Rosales; Rosaceae. Gene Ontology annotation, cellular component: Golgi apparatus; cortical endoplasmic reticulum. Gene Ontology annotation, biological process: sterol metabolic process; sphingolipid metabolic process; regulation of plasma membrane sterol distribution. Bases 376 to 1065 code for a protein of 229 amino acids.
AUCUCAAUCUGAAGAUGCUUGAGCACAACUCCAUUUAACCAAGCAACAACAGUUGCAUGGACCACAAUAGGGUGGUCUAGCUAGCUAUAGCCAACUAUCAAUCCCAAGAAGGGUUGUUUUGUUUCCUUUUCACUACACAUUUUGAAUUCAAAUGUGCUACAACCUAGCUAAAAAGAGAGAGCAUUUCAAUGCGACAUCGUUUGAAUGAAAUGAGAAAAACCAAUGGGCCUAGAGAUUUGGGGCUUAACCCCAACAUUUCAAGAAAAUGAGGGAAGAGCCCAAAUUGGGUAUAACAGAAAGAAGAACAGUGGCGCCAGAGAAACAGAGACUGGGAGAAAAAUAGAGAGGUAGAAGAAAAGGGUCUGAAGCCGAUUGAUGGAGUAUCGAUGUGUGGAAUGUGGGGCUCGAAUGAUGAGGCUUUUCGUUCAAUACUCACCUGGAAAUAUUCGACUCAUGAAAUGCGAUAAUUGCAAGGCAGUUGCGGACGAGUACAUCGAGUGCGAGCCCAUAAUUAUUCUGAUUGAUUUGAUUCUGCACAAGAAGAAAGCUUAUACCCAUUUGCUAUAUAAUGUGAUUGACUCGCAAGCUCCCGCCUUUCAGGGUUUGUUGUGGAAGUCAGCUUUCGGGUUUCUUCUUUUGGAUGCUUAUAGGAGUUUAUUUCUGGAAAGGACCAGGGAAGAGUGGGGUUUGUCCAUGAGCUUUGCUUCUUUGCUUUGGAGGUUUCAAAAUAUGCUGAUGGAUGUUGUCUUUGGGAAUUUCAUGUUUUUUUCUACCUUUGUGCUUGCUACGAGGGCUCUUUUCAGCAAAUUCCCUAGAUCACUCGGGUACAAAGACCUUCUGCUGGCAAUACUUAUUUCAAGUUACUUCAAGAUGUUUCUAAUUGCAAUGAUGGUCUGGGAAUGUCCUUCUGUGAUUUUGAUCAUUGAUUUAUUUGUAUUAUCCUCCAACACUGUGGCACUCAAAGUGAUAACUCGGUCAGCUAUGAGUAGAUGUAUAGCAGCCUGCUUCAGUGCUCAUGCUGUAAAGUUUUUAGUCACACAAAGGUGCUGGACUUGGGAACUUUGAGAUCUUUUCUCACAUACUGUUUGUUAUAGGAGAGAUCUGCUAUCAUUGUUGCGUCUGAAAUCUCUUUCUUUGAGAAAGGCGGCACUUCUGAAAAUUGUUUUUGUUGUUUCCUGCAAAGGAAGAGGCAGUGACAGAUAAUUAAUAUGAGUCCUGUAAUAUAUGGUGCAGUAAACAUGUAAAAUGUUUGUCACUAAUGAAAUCAAUUUCCGAUA